AUGGAGAACGACGAGGAGCUAUACAUGGAAGUUCCAGCGACGCUGAAAGAAGCCCUGGAGGAUAUAAUUCGCAGCGAGCGAAGAGACUCGUCAAUUCUACCGAACGCAGCCAAAAUGCACAAGAGCCUUGCAAAAGGAAAUCAAGCGUGCACGCUACGCAAGGCGAUUUACGGAUUAAAACAAUCCGGGAAAAAGUGGUACAAGCGACUAAGCGCAGUACUCAGGAAAUUAGGGUUAAAACCCAAAAUAUCAGACCCGUGUUUAUUCCAACGUCGACAUGGACGAGGAAUUUUAUUGUUGGCAGUCUACGUGGAUUAUUUAAUAGUAACGUCGAACAACGAGAAGUUGAUGGAGGAUCUGAAGAAGGGACUAAAACAGAAGUUCCAGAUGAAUGAAUUGGGUGAGGCGAAAUAUUGCCCUGAAAUCACGCAAGAAAACGGACGUGAGCUUGAAUCAAAGGAAAUAUGUCGAAGAACUUCUGAAAAGAUUCGGCAUGAUCACAUGCACACCGCAGAAUACACCAGCAACUCCAACAUCAAGGUUGAAAGCAGCCACAGAACCGACGAAACCGUCGAAGAAUCCACACUACCAGGAGCUAGUGGAAUCACUAAUGUAUUUAGCCGUAGCGACGAGGCCGGAUAUCGCGCACAGUGUAAGCGUGCUUAG
Molecule: messenger RNA, 666 nt
Organism: Hermetia illucens (black soldier fly)
Lineage: Eukaryota; Metazoa; Arthropoda; Insecta; Diptera; Stratiomyidae
Exons: 1
Coding region: 1-666 (221 amino acids)
Source: RefSeq, a predicted model, not a curated record